CCACCGUUGGGCGCAUCUUCCAAAGCAUUUCGGUCCGCUUGGCGGAUGAUUUGAGCCAGCAACUGCGGCUUGGUUACGAGUACGCUUUUACGGGAGUUUUCAAUUCGUUGAGUCAACUGUUCAACGCGUGGCAGGUGGAGAAGCUGUGAUGGAUGCUACUGCGGUUGGUUUGGUUUCCGAUCCCGAUGAGCUGCGGGAGGUGUCUCGGGUAGCCGUUGUGGGGACUUCUCACGGGAGUAAUGCGUACGGGGAGUUCGUUUCGCAGGAGGUUUUCAGUCAGGUGGAGCCAACUGAUUGCUUAAAGGUGGAAAUCGGUGAGGAUGAGUUGAACGUUUUGAUGACGUGGGAACCUUCGCCUCCGGCCGAAGGUAAUUCUAGUGGCGAUUCGGAUGCAACUUUUGAUUCAACGAUGGUGUUCAGUAUGAAAAGCACUCAAGGGUGGACGUUACCAGAGCAAUACACAUGCAGUGAAAUCAAGCAGGAGGACUCUGAAGCGAGCGUUACAUCAGUGUAUCAAGAGUUAUCCACCAUUCCAAGCUCGAUCCGUGAACUGUACACCUCAGUAACCGAAAAGUACAGCGAUUUCUGUUUCUCGUACAUGCUGGCGGCGCAGCUCUGCCAGGAUGAGGUGCCCGCUAGUGCUUACAAUAGUCUUAAGCUAAGUCUACUGCUAAGCAUAGCGUCAAUUCAAAAGUCCAACCAAAUUCAACCGUUCCACGUGAUCGCUUUGGGUGCCGACACGGCCAUCUCGCACAGGUUGAUGUCCUCGAUCGGGCAGCUGGCGCGUCGCUUCGCCACCGGAAUGCUCGAUCCGCUGGCCGGCGGUCACGUGUUGGACGAUAACUUUGUCGAGUGCGGUGCGACGACGCUGGCUCGUACCGGCGUUUGCUAUAUCGGCGAUUGGGCCAUGCAGAAGCCGAGUAACUCGAUCCGGCUGCUGCGUGAGAUCGAAUCCGGGUUGGUAAUCAUUGAGAAUCAUGCCAUCACGUAUCCGCUGGAGUGUGCUAUUUGGACCAGCUGGAAUUAUUCGCACAAAGCCAAACAGGAUCUGAGCACGGUGUUGACUUUCUUGAAUACCUUUGGAAUCCCGAUUGUUCUACCGGAGGAAACACCGUCUUCGGUGAUUGAUUUCAUUUUGGAACGAUCCCUCGCCAGCUUCGAACCAGCGGAUCAGGCGGUGCUCGUUAGUGGAACUGACGUUCGACAGUUUUUAAAGCUGAUGUACCAUCAGGAGGUUAGCUUCACGGAGGAAGCUGAAAAGCUACUGGGGGAUUAUUUUGUGACUACAAGACUAACCGUGCCAGAAUCACUAACGCAGGCUUCUUUCCUAGCGCUUCGCAAACUAACGGAAGCUCAUGCGCGUGUCUGCUUCCGGAAUGUGGCCACCCGCUUGGAUGCCGUAGUGGCUGUGAUGAUCUGUGAACGCUUUAUUCACAGCGUUUCCUCAAACCCGGGGAAUGCAGCUCCGCUGCAGAGCAGCUUUACCAACUUCGACGAACUGGAACAGUAUUUGGUCCGAUUCGAGUGCUGGUUAAAGGAGUUUCUCAGAAAUUCAACACCUCGCUAACGCCUACAACUACUCUAAUUGUACAUUUCUCCAAUACUUAAUCUAAAUA
Messenger RNA from Wyeomyia smithii (pitcher-plant mosquito), 1616 nucleotides. It is a transcript of the gene mei-218, whose product is annotated as minichromosome maintenance domain-containing protein 2. NCBI's taxonomy places the organism in Eukaryota, Metazoa, Arthropoda, Insecta, Diptera, Culicidae. The transcript has 3 exons. The record is from RefSeq and is a predicted model, not a curated record. The coding region runs from base 149 to 1567 and encodes 472 amino acids.